Molecule: messenger RNA, 3848 nt
Organism: Glossina fuscipes
Lineage: Eukaryota; Metazoa; Arthropoda; Insecta; Diptera; Glossinidae
Gene: Nep4
Product: neprilysin-4
Exons: 3
Coding region: 183-3446 (1087 amino acids)
Biological process (GO): protein processing
Cellular component (GO): plasma membrane
Molecular function (GO): metalloendopeptidase activity
Source: RefSeq, a predicted model, not a curated record
AUAUUGCAACAAAAAAAAUAAAAAAAAAAAUAAAAAAAUUCAAUUGGUCUCAAUUGAAAGCUCGAAUUCAUUUCAUCGGCCAUCAAAUAGAUAUAUUUCUAAAAACGCAAAAACAGAGGGACGUGUUUAUUCAUUCUUCUUUGGGCAAAAUAAAGCGAACAAAUAUUUAUGUUAUUUACGUUAUGGCUGAUGGGGUUAUUAUUAAUGAGGAGCCCAUAAAUUUUUGCAAUCGAAAGCAAAAAACUCAUACCUAUCCCUUAGUUCAAGUGCAUAACAAUUCAAUUAGUUACACUUCAAGGUCUUUGGCAGCUACGCAGCAUCAAAAUCAAUGCAAUGAUUACCAACGUUAUAACGGUAUAGGUUCUAGUAAAUCUAAAUUGGGUUUAGGCGUGAACGCGCAAACCGGUCGUUUGCAAUGGUGCCCGGGCUUAACAUGUUGUAAAAUUUUAAUUGUACUUCCAGUAAUAAUGUUACCCAUAACUUUAGUACUCGUACUAUUAAUGCGUAUGGAUGGCAUGCUGUUGGCGUUACAGUUGCGUCAGCAAAAAAAAUUUCAACAGAAAUUAAAUCAAGAACCCAUCUUUCUCGACGACUAUGACAAUUUAGUCGACAGUGAUACACUGCAGGAUAUACUCGACGAAGAGUUAUUAAUAUCUUCGGAGAGGGAGAGAUUGGAAGAACUUGAACGUAUAAGACGUUGCAUAUCAUUUAAAUUUGGCCUAAGUGAAACAAUUGAUGUCGAAGAUCGUGAUAUAAUGAGAGAUGCUCGCACUUCGUUCUUGCCGCGCGAUACCACUGCAAUUCCGCGUGAAUGUUUGGAGAACUUAAGUAACAGUGAUCAAUUUUACGCACCCGAAUUUUUUGAUAUAAAUGAAUUUCUACAAAGCUACGCACGCAAACGUUUAAGACGCGAUAGAACUUCCCAAAGUGAUACGGACAGUGUUACCGAAGUUACAAACGAUUCAAGUUUACAUGAAGAGGAUAUACCUUAUAUUGAGUCCAUGUCAUCAUUGCAAUCGUUUUGGAACGAACAAGGCACUAAAGAAAGCAUUCGCGAAGCUCAAGCUCGUACUAUGUUGAAAUAUAUGGAUACAGAAAUAGAGCCAUGCCAGGAUUUUUACAAGUAUGCGUGUGGUAAUUGGGAGAAACAUCAUCCAAUACCGAAAGAUAAAGCAGGUUUCGAUACAUUUGAAAUGUUACGCGAGAAUUUGGAUGUGGUUUUGAAGGAGCUGUUAGAACAAAGGCCCCAUGACGAGCCACGAGCACAUUUAAAAAAAAUCACACAUAUUGGGGGUAACAAUUAUGAACCCGAUGACGAUAUCGAAGCCGAUAUUGUAAAAAGUGUAAAUUCUGAUCUUAACGAUGAGCUUAAAAAGCAGAAAGUACGUCGACAUAUUGUUGGAAAGCGAGCAAUACUUAGCCGCAUCUUAUUGAGAUAUCGACGUCACAAUUUAAGACUUGCCACUGAGACAACCGGCACAAGAAGGAAACGCGUGGAAACGUCUAUAGAUAGCGAAGCAAGCACGAGCCCGCAAGCAGGUCAAGUGAAAACUAUUUCGCAUACUAUACCUCAUCAUAAACAUCAUGUACCGGUCAAAUCUGGUAGCCAUCACAAAGUGUAUAGCAGUGAAAAAAAAACCGAUGCCCAAGCCAAGGCUAGGAAUUUAUAUCAAUCCUGUACUAAUAUUAAAUUGCUAGAGAAGAGAGGUAUACAACCGCUAAUCGAACUUAUCCACAAUUUAGGCGGUUGGCCGGUUUUAGAUGCUAAUUGGAAUAGUCAGCAAUUCGAUUGGUUAAAUCUCACUGCCCAACUGAGACGUUAUAACAAUGAUAUUCUCAUAGUUCAAUGGGUAGGUCCGGAUAUCAAAAAUUCCGAUGAAAACAUAAUACAAUUCGAUCAGACCAAUUUGGGUUUACCUACUCGUGAAUAUUACUUGCAAAAUGUAAAUGCGAAAUAUUUACAUGCCUAUCAACGUUUCACGUGCGAUGUUAUGCAUAAAUUGGGUGCACCGAAGGUAGUGGCUUUAAAAGCAGCUGCCGAUUUAAUUGAUUUCGAAACGCGUUUGGCAUCCAUUACAGCACCUGCGGAAAAACGCUUAAAUGUCACAAAAUUAUAUAAACGCAUGACACUGAGUGAAUUGCGUGGUAUUGUACCUGAAAUAGAUUGGCUGCGUUACCUAAACAUUUUACAAGAUCGUAAUGUCAAUGAACAAGAACAAAUUGUUAUCUACGCUAUCGAUUAUAUGAAGGAUUUGGUUAACUUGUUAAGAGAAACGGAAUCAAUGACCAUAGCCAAUUAUCUAAUGUGGCGUUUUAUACGGCAUCGCAUUAACAAUGUGGAUGAUCGGUUCGAUGAUACGAAACAAACAUUCUAUCAUGCUUUAUUCGGACGCGAGGAAUCACCAUCACGCUGGAAAGUAUGUAUAUCUCAAGUGAAUACUAACAUGGGCAUGGCGUUGGGUUCAAUGUUUGUGCGCAAAUAUUUCGAUGAGAAUAGUAAAAAGGAUACCUUGAAAAUGACGCAUGAGCUGCAACAAGCCUUUCGCGAGAUAUUGAAAACGACAGAUUGGUUAGAUGGCAACACAAAAUAUUUAGCCGAAUUAAAAGUUAAUGCCAUGUCAUUGAAAAUCGGUUAUCCUGAUUUUAUUUUAAAUCCAGAUGACUUAAAUGAAAAAUACGCUGGCAUCGAAAUUGAUGCAGAUAAGUAUUUUGAAAAUACAAUCAAUGUUUUAUUGCAUACCACGAAAACUGAGCAAAGCAAAUUAAAUGAACCGGUCAAUAAAACGACUUGGCAAACAGCACCGGCCAUUGUAAAUGCAUAUUAUAGUCGCAAUAAAAAUCAGAUAAUGUUUCCGGCUGGAAUUUUGCAGCCACCUUUUUAUCAUCGUCAUUUCCCCAGAUCGUUGAAUUUCGGUGGCAUUGGUGUCGUUAUAGGCCAUGAGUUAACCCAUGGCUUCGAUGACAAAGGGCGUUUAUUUGAUCGUAAUGGCAGCAUUCACAAAUGGUGGUCAGAUUCGGCGAUACGUGGAUUCGAUGAGAGGGCGCGAUGUAUUAUAGCCCAAUAUGGCAAUUACACGGUCGGUGAAGUGGGUAUAGCUCUUAACGGUGAAAGCACUCAAGGUGAGAAUAUAGCCGAUAAUGGGGGAAUACGUCAAGCAUUUCAUGCCUACAAAAAUUGGUUAGAUGCAAAUCCAGACGCAAUUGGCGAUGAACGUUUACCCGGUCUUAACAUGACGGGACCUCAAUUGUUCUUCCUCAAUUUCGGUCAAGUUUGGUGUGGCGCAAUGCGUCCUGAAGCGGUACGCAAUAAACUAAACACAGCCAUUCAUAGUCCGGGCAGGUUUCGUGUCAUCGGUACCGUAUCGAAUUCCGAGGAUUUUUCUAGAGAAUUUUCAUGUCGCGUUGGCUCACCCAUGAAUCCAAUACAUAAAUGCAGCGUUUGGUAAAUCAAAUAGAAAAAAAAACUAAAUCAUACUAUACCUGAUAAUAAUAAUAAGAAGAAGAAGAAGAAGAAGAGCUAUGAUAAAGGACUAUAAAUGAAGAAUCGUUUAAACUGCAACGACAUUCAUUUAAUUGACUAUUUAUUAUAACAUAACAACUAUUUCAAUUACGCUACUCUUGUUGUUCCAUUGAUAUUAAUAUUGCGCUACUACGCAACAACAACUAUCACAACUACAACAGUCGACGGGAAAGUAUAAAACACUGUCCGGUAUAAGCCAUUUUAAAUGCAACUUUAGUAUUAUAAGAAUCGCCAGAGGAUGUCUACCUAUGCAGUAUCGUCUCAAACAUCCCAAAGUUAAAUUUAUUUUUUACAAAUUUUUUUUUUUUUUUUAAUUUUAAAAAUUAUA